Acipenser ruthenus (sterlet) is the source of this 7188-nucleotide messenger RNA. RefSeq names its product zinc finger protein 518A-like. Lineage: Eukaryota; Metazoa; Chordata; Actinopteri; Acipenseriformes; Acipenseridae. The record is from RefSeq and is a predicted model, not a curated record. Gene Ontology annotation, biological process: regulation of transcription by RNA polymerase II. The transcript is spliced from 3 exons. Gene Ontology annotation, molecular function: RNA polymerase II cis-regulatory region sequence-specific DNA binding; DNA-binding transcription factor activity. Bases 228 to 4613 code for a protein of 1461 amino acids.
AACCUUCUACUAGGGCGCUUUCAGGUAAUCCAUAUUCCUCCGCUUGAGUCUCCCAAACAAUCACACAACAGUGCACUCAAAUUGAGAGAUUCCCGGAUGAAACUGUCAUGGCCGCUGUAAGUGACCUGCAAAGCUAGCAAGGAAGGAAAGGUUGGGGAGUAGCUGAAAGAAAACUGGAUGUUUCCAGUGUUCAGAAAGGAAAAUAUAAAAAUACCUGGAAACUAAACAUGGAACCAGACAAGAAGACACACCCAGAAAAUAACAAAACAAACACUGCUGCAACACAAAACUGUGAAAAUGGAGAGGAAGGCGAAGAGAAAAGUGCCGCUUCAUACUCACAGCUGUCAGGAGCUGCAGCUAAACAGCAGCAGCACUGUCAACCUGCGUGGAAACAUCUUAAAGUUGUACUACCAAGAAUAAGUACUCUGGAUCAAAGUCUUUGUCAAGAAACAAGCGAGGCAUCUGACAAACCAAGAGGCAGAGUGCAGACAGCAAGAAAAUCUUUAAGGAAUACAUCUGGAAAGGAAAGCCAAGUAACAGAAACCUGCAAUGCACAGCAUUUAGAACCUAAAAAACCCAUAGAAGAGGCGAAGGUUCAUCCCAAAAUACUAAAUUUCAGGUGUUCUUUAUGCAAGAGUGAUGUUCGGUUUAGUCCAAAUGACUUCUUGAAACAUUACCAAGUAGAACAUGAGGGAUAUACGCCUAUCUAUCCUUGCAACAUGUGCAAUUAUUCCACUUAUGACUUUCAAAUACUUCAGCAACAUCGGCUGACACACCGUGAUACAAUGGUCAGAUGUGAUGUUUGUAAUGAUGGCAUUCAUUACCCUUUACUGCAGCUUACUCGGCACUUCAAUAUUGAACACAGUGUAAACGGCCAUUUCAGUUGUGAAAAGUGCAAGUUCUCCACAAAAGAUGUAGGAACCUUUGUACAGCACAUACAUAGGCAUAAUGAAAUUCAGUACAAGUGUGACAAAUGCUCGCAUGUCUGUUAUUCAAAAGGAGAGUUUCAGAGACAUCUUGUAGUUCAUACUUGCUCAUUUCCAUUUUACUGUCAGUUUUGUGACUAUGGGGCAAUACGUAAAGACUAUAUUCUAAAGCAUAUGACCGCUUUACAUAGUGAUCAAAUUGAAAAAAAGUGCAAGUGGAAGGAAAAUGGAGACGGCACAAAAAAAUUGGCAAAUGCUUCAACAGGGUUGAUGCCUUUAUUGCCUAGGAAAGCAAUUGGAACAUCAAGGGAAGCAAAUUGGGAGACUAAAGCACUGCAUUCACUAAGAAGAGGUAUUCUAGAUGAAUGUGGGAGACUGUCUAGUCCAGAACAGACUUUACAAGAGACGCAACAUUUUUUGGAGAGAACUGUGGUUAGUGAAAAAGACAAUGUUCAACAAAGGCUUGUAACAAAAAGGAAUGAUCAACACCCUACACGCCCAGUAUCUGUACCCCUGCCUACUCCUUCACAGUUAGAAAGAGUUUUAAAUUCUAAUGGAGGUUUCAUAAAAACAGGCAUCAAUGGAUCAUCUCUGCUAAUGGUGAAAAAUAAAAUAUCCAUUCCACCAAAUUGUACCACUAAAUUUAUGGGGUUCAAGAUGGUAGCUGGAAAACGUCACCUAGUGCUCAAGGUAAUACCAGCAUCUAAGGCAGACUCUUCUACCCCAAAGUUGCAGUCUUCCUCUGAAAAUGAUGCAAAUGGCCCUUUGCAAGAGAAACCCCUUGAAAAAACAGAUCAACAAAUUGAAGUGCAAAAUGAAGAAGUGCAAGGAAACAGCAAUCCAAAUGCUGAAAAUUGUGAGUCUGCAACAUCUAAAAUAACUUCUCUGUCUGGUUCAUUAUCUGGAUGUUUAGAGACUGUGGAGUUGGGGAGCACCCCAGGAAAGCUUACAGUAAAUGUAGUUUCAGACCAUGCAAAAAAUGAAGUGCAAGUCCAAAGUCAGAGUUUCUCCUCAGAAGCAUGUACAGACAUGGAUGCAACAGUGCAAGCUGGGAAUAAUAUAUUUUCUGUAAGUGAAAUUUCUGUUCAGAAUGACCAACCAUCCUCUGCUGCUCUGCUAUCAAAUGAAACCGAGCAGGAACAGGAAACAGUGCUUUCUAAACACAAACAGUCAUCAGAAGGUUCUUUGGAAAACAUUGUGACAGAGAAUGAAAAUAAAUGCCUUCAUAAUUCUUCAAGCCAAGAAGUUUUCAGUUUCCACAACUACUCCAAAGAUACAUGCAAGGCUUGCAGUGAGUUUUCUGAGACCGUUCCAGAUGCAGAAGAAAAUGAAGAUGAGAGUUCAGAGCUUCAGAAGUUGCAUGAUAAAGAUGAUUUUCAAGAUAGGAAAGAAUUACCGUCUGGGAACACAAUAGCUGGGGACUUGGUUCCAGAAGUCUGUGAUGUAAAUAAUGAGGUUAUCAUUGAAGAUGUUGAACAGGCGUCUACCAACGCAGAACAGUCUUCUGUAGAAAAUGAAUCGGAGAAUGAAAAAGAAACAGAUAAAGCUAUUCUGACUGCAGAAGAGAAUUCUGAACAGCAUGCUGAUGCUUUGGAUGAAACUCCAGAUGAUGUAGAUUCCCCUUUAAUGUCAAAAAUGACAUCCGUGUUCUCCUUUCAAAGUAAAAGUGAUGCAAGCCAUUCAGACCUCAACGUUAACCACCACCCAGAGCAAGAACUUGAAACCGAGAAGAAGAAAUCUGAUUUGGCUAAAGACAUUUCUGAAGGUGAAAGCUAUUGUGGAAAUAAGUCUACACCAAGAGCUGAUGUGCUAGGUCAGAUUCUCAAAAAGCAUUCGGAUGCAAUAAUAAAUCAGCAGUUGGUAAAGGACAGGAUGGGUACAUCCAGUCAAGGACCUCUUAACCUGUCUGCUGGAACUAUGAGGAUCCUUCAGCCUUCAAACCUAACAGAAGGAAACAAACAUGUUUUGCUUAAGUCUCCGCAGAAUGGACUUUUAUUACCACUGCAACUGGGAAGCCAAUCAGGACUACAGGUACUUACAGGUGUUUCAGUUCCUCAAAUAAAUGUAACUUCUCUGCACACUGGAAACAAACAACCUGAUAAACAAACUGGUCUGUCCUUUACUAUAAGUAAUGGAAGAAUUGGGGCAGUCACCAAGAUUGUGGGUGAUAGCAGUUCUCUGCUUUUAGGUCACAGGGCAGCUAAUGUUGAUGGAAAUAAUGUGCUUUCUAAGUCUGGACUACAAAUAGGAAAUUCUGUUAGCCCCAACACAGGUCAUAUUCUUGUGAACGGAACGCCUCUUCAAGGCUCUUUAAUCUUGUCAAAUUCCAUCUCAUCACUUGCUGGAGAAAAGACAACAAACUUACCAACAUGUUUCUUCAUCAAGAAACCACCACCAGAGGGUAUGAGUAUUUCAGGCCACAACAGUUCCUCUGUUGGCCAGUGUUCUCAAGUUCAACAGACAAGUCCCGCCACACCAGUGACAAUUAAUCCCAUUGGAAAUCCUGUUUUAUCUGGCGGACGACAAGCGUUUUUAGUCAAGCGAAUAACUCCAGUUAAACAGAGCAUACUUUUGAACAGUCAGAUGGAAGGAAGAGUUGAUCAAGAUUCACCAGUCAAAAAAGGUGGAGGCGGUACACAGAAUUUCUUAUUAAAGAUUGUUAGAAGUCCUGCUGAUAAGAAACCAGCUGGCAGCAGUGGUGAUCCAUUCAAAAGAGAAGUUUCAGCUUUCACUGCAGAUGAGUCUCGGGCUGUUCUUCGAACUGUUACACAGGUACAGCAGCAAAUAUUUCUGGCAAGUGGUGCUAUACAAUCACCGUAUAUACUGAUGUCAUCAAACCAGUCCUUUGCAAACCUCUCCAUGAGUAGUAUUUCGUCAGGGUCUUUGCACAAUUCUACAAGUCCACCGAUGUCUACAGUUGCACAGUUGUUUAGAGGUUCAUCCCUGGCAAAUGUUCAAGCCAGUGGAACUGAAGUAAACAAGUCUGCUGUGAUUAGUAAAAGCAGGGAGUUCCAGAAAGAUUGUCCACGACCAAAACAAAUUUUCCCAAAAGCCAAUAGAAAGAGGCAAAGGAAACUAACACCUGAGGAAGACUGCAGAGAGCCACCAAAGGCAAAGAGAGCAUUAAAUACAAAAUGGAAAGAAAAUGAAAAAGAUAAACUUGUAAUGCACGACACUAGCAGAACGGUGCCAAAGGACAUUGAAAGGACAAUGAGGCUUGUGCCCUUUAGUCCUUCACAGCUCACAAAAUGCCCACGAAGAAACCAGCCAGUAGUUGUUCUUAAUCACCCAGACGCAGAUGUCCCUGAAGUAGUUAAUGUAAUGCGGACAAUUAACAAGUUUAAAGGACAUGUAUUAAAGGUAGCAUUAUCGCAAAGAACAAUAGAUGCUCUUUCUGAACUGGAAUGCGACUCUCAUCCUCAGGCAACAUCACAGGACUUCCGGUCAAUUCGAGGACGGAAGGUUAAGCCUGUAAGUCCUGUGAAGGAGAGAUACAUUCUGAAAUUAAAACUUAAAAAGACUAGCAGGAAUAAAUAUAAAGUAGUGAACUCUACCUCCAACAAUUCUGUGAAAUCUACCUUUAGCUGUUGGUUUUGUGGCAGACUUUUUACAAACCAGGAGGACUGGAUAGGGCACAGCCAGCGGCAUCUCAUGGAAGCGACCAGAGACUGGAACACAUUGUUUUAAACCAACAAAGACAAUGAGGAUGUCUGCAAAGAUAGGCCUGUUCAUUAAUACCCAGUCAUGCAAUCAGUUUAUAUGUGAUAGUUGAAAUACAUACAUAUAUAUAUUUUUUAAUAUUAUUAUUUGGUUCCUGUAGCACUGGAAAAGCCAUUGUGAAAACAGACACUAUUUUUUCUUUAACAUUGGCACAAUAUUCCUUAAUGUGAAAUGCAGAAGUGCUGGUGAAUUAAAUCUCAUGUAAUCAGUUUUAUGGGGUUGCCGACAAACUCAGAAGAUUGAUAGAUAGAUGUCUUCCAAUUCUGUGUUGUUGGUAUUUGGAUUACAGUUACUUUAUUAUUCUUAUGUUUAAAUUAUUUGGUCAAAUGGAAUGUGAAGAAAUUCUUUGUCUGUGCAGUCAGCAUUUUCCUUGUAUUUGUAGGGUGAAUAAUGUGAGUGUGUGUCUGUUGUUUGUGACUUGUGAACAUAUAGUGUGUGUGCAUGAUGGUGACCUUUGAGACAUAACUCAGGUGACGCAAAGCUUCAUUUUGCAGGAGCAGCAACAUUCCUGUAAUACAUAUAAUGUUUAAAAAUUACAUUGUUGUCCACUGCUAUGGAAAUGAAAGGACAUGGCUUUAUAUAAAAAGGCAAGUAAUUAAAUCUAUUUACCAGGAGACAAACUGCUGAUUUAAAAAUAUCCUCUUCAAAUGUCAAAAGGCAGGUAUGCUACGUGCUUCUGGGUCAUAUUUUUAAUAGGUCCCAAAAAAAACCCUAACAUUUCAACACUAGCUUACAGAUCAAUUUACUGGAUGUAAUAUUGUACAGAUCUAAAAAUGAUUUAGUUUUCUAUUAACUGUAUGUCUGUCUUGUUGACAUUUUUUACUUUAGUGGUUUCAAAUCACACCGUACUGUAUAUAUAAAUUUAAAAUAAUCCCUGUGGAAAAUAUAGGUCUGUUUACUGUUCUCUUGAGAAUACAACAGCACUGGAUAACCAAAUUCAUGUUUAUAUUUUUUUAUGCUUUAGUUAAAUCUUUUACAAUUGAUAUUUACAUAAUGUGUACCACACAAUGCUUUUCUUUUUUCUUUCUAUCAGUAGGUUAAAGUAUUUCCUAACACAGGGAAAAUAGCUCAGCAAAUAUAUAUAUUUUUUAAAUUCCAUCUGAAUAAGUGCCUAAGAUGUGCCCUUACUGGCUUACACUACAGUGUACUGUAAAACACUGUUAAUGUUUAUACUAUGUACACUGAGAACCGUAAUAAAUGUAAAUACUUGUAAAACAUGUCAAUUUUGUAUAUUCGACUCUAAUACUGUUUGAAGAUGUGUGGAUCAAUUCAGGAGUAGGUCUAAUUUAAAGGAUUGAUUUUCAUAAACUUGGCACUCAGAGGGGCCUAUAGUAAUACUCUAAACAAUUACAGUGUGUCUAAUAUAAUUUGUCCUAUUCUGAGAGAAAAUAUUGAGCAUUUACUGUUUUUGAUUAUGUUUAUAAUUGAGGAAAGAUGUUUUUGAGCCAGCUUGGGCUCUUCAUUAAAACAUCAUGAAAACUAGUUGUAGUUUAUAAUUAUUAUUUUUCGAGCAAUAUGUAUAGGAUAACACUCGAUAUGUAUGGUAUCGUCCCUCUUUGAACUGCUGCAGCUGAUAUUUUGUGCUGAAGUACUAGGAGAAAUACAUUGCAUCAUAGAGGUGAGGACUCUUAUUUUAUCAUUCAAUCAGACAAACUUUCUGAUGUGCAACUAAAUAAGCUUUUUCCCUUGUGAUACCUACCUGAAAAGACCAGUUCUUCUGUAUAACACCAUAAUGAGGUUCUAUUGGAUAUUACACAUCCACUAGUGUUGAUGAUUUAAAAACAGGGUUCUUCCUGAAUAAAUAGAGGAUACUGAAUGAUUGUUUGUCGUAUAUGUUUUUUUAUUUACCGCAGGAGGUUGUCCCAGUAAGGACAUCCUCCUAAUGCGAAUAAAAACUAUAUACCACAAACUACAAGUAUAUUUUUUAAAAUAAUGAAAUUUGUAAUUUUUUUUUUUUUAUAUUCAAUCAACUAAUUCAGGGUUUAUUUUACCUGGCAGAUUUUUUUUAUUGUCAACAGACUAUGCUUCGACGUAGAUUAAUUUCAAACCCUGUUUAUGGCCAGCCGUCUUUAGCUAGGACCUGGAGCUCAGUCUGUCGGUUUCAGCAGCACACCACUGGAUUGGAAUGUAAGCAAAGAUACAUUUGAAAAUAGUCCCGGGAAGCAUGUUAAUCCACUUAAGUGGAAUAACAAAAAUGUAUCCCAUGCUAGACAUAUCUCUGCUUGUGGUACAAUACAAUAUAAAAUAUAUUUAAUGAGAUGCCACUUUGUAUAGUAAUACUGCUAUAGAAAAAGAAAUAAAAAAAAAAAAAAAAAGGAUUGGCCCAAACUGUCUGACUCCUUGUGUUCUUGCAUGAAUUGCCUAAUAUGACAUUUGUCUUGAAAAAGGGGUUUCUUGUGUAAAUGACAUUAAAACACUACACAGCAGUAUUUUCAUUGGUUAGAAUUUUUUUUGACAGCAGAUUUAAAUGCCUACAUUAUUAAAAAAAAAAAAAACUACAUAAACAUACACACAAAUGAAUGUCAAACAUUUUUUUCUAGCA